CCUCGCGGCGGGCGCCCUCGUCGCCAGCGGCGCACCAUGGACGGGUUGCCCGGUCGGGCGUUGGGGGCCGCCUGCCUUCUGCUCCUGGUGGCGGGCUGGCUGGGGCCCGAGGCCUGGGGCUCCCCCACGCCCCCGCCGUCGCCCGCUGCGCCGCCGCCGCCCCCGCCGCCCGGAGCUCCAGGCGCCUCGCAGGACACCUGUACGUCGUGCGGCGGCUUCCGGCGGCCUGAAGAGCUGGGCCGGGUGGACGGCGACUUCCUGGAGGCGGUGAAGCGGCACAUCUUGAACCGCCUGCAGUUGCGGGGCCGACCCAACAUCACGCACGCCGUGCCUAAGGCCGCCAUGGUCACGGCCCUGCGCAAGCUGCACGCUGGCAAGGUGCGCGAGGACGGCCGCGUGGAGAUCCCACACCUCGACGGCCAUGCUAGCCCCGGCGUCGACGGCCAGGAGCGCGUCUCCGAAAUCAUCAGCUUUGCGGAGACAGAUGGCCUCGCCUCCUCCCGGGUUCGCUUGUACUUUUUCGUUUCCAACGAAGGCAACCAGAACCUGUUUGUGGUGCAGGCCAGCCUGUGGCUUUACCUGAAACUUCUGCCCUAUGUGCUGGAGAAGGGUAGUCGGCGGAAGGUGCGGGUCAAGGUGUACUUCCAGGAGCAGGGCCAUGGCGACAGGUGGAAUGUGGUGGAGAAGAAGGUGGACCUCAAGCGUAGUGGCUGGCAUACCUUUCCGCUCACAGAGGCCCUCCAGGCCUUGUUCGAGCGGGGUGAACGUCGACUUAACCUGGAUGUGCAGUGCGAUAGCUGCCAGGAGCUGGCCGUGGUGCCGGUGUUCGUGGACCCCGGUGAGGAGUCACACCGGCCCUUUGUGGUGGUGCAGGCUCGGCUGGGCGACAACAGGCAUCGCAUCCGGAAGCGGGGCCUGGAGUGUGAUGGCCGGACCAACCUCUGUUGCAGGCAACAGUUCUUCAUCGACUUCCGGCUCAUCGGCUGGAAUGACUGGAUCAUUGCGCCCACUGGCUACUACGGGAACUACUGCGAGGGCAGCUGCCCGGCUUACCUGGCCGGGGUCCCCGGCUCCGCCUCCUCCUUCCACACUGCUGUGGUGAAGUACCGCAUGCGGGGCCUGAACCCCGGCCCCGUGAACUCCUGCUGCAUCCCCACCAAGCUGAGCUCCAUGUCCAUGCUCUACUUUGAUGACGAGUACAACAUCGUCAAGCGGGACGUGCCCAACAUGAUAGUAGAGGAGUGUGGCUGCGCCUGAUGGCAGAGGGCAGGGGCGCAGCGGCAGUGGGGUGUGGACGACAGUCCCCAGUGGGCUUCUUCCAGCCCCUGCGGGGACAGGAGGUGCCUGGUGGGCUGAGCACGGUCGUUCCGUUGGGCUGCAGAGAGAGUGCCAGGGUGAAGCCUGAAAGAAUUUCCUACUACUUCAUAGAGCAACCAGUCAAAACCAGAGGGAGAGCCCUCAGCUGACAUGAGAGACUUUCAAAUGCACACGUAGACACGCACAGCCAGACGCAUCCUGCCACCCACACAGCAGCCUCCAGGAUACCAGCAAAUGGAUGCGGUGACAAAUGGCAGCUUAGCUACCAAUGCCUGUCAGUUGAAGAGAAUGGGGUGAGCAGCCACCAUUCCCACCAGCUGGCCGGGCCACUCUGAAUCGCGCCUUCUGAGCACACAUAAAAGCACAAAGACAGAGACAGGGAGAGAGAGAGAGAAAGAGAGAGAGAGAGAGAAAGAGAGUGCCAUGGAGAAGGAAAGCAGGGUGGAGAGUGUGCAGGCAGGCCGCAUGUCCCCCUGGGCCAUGCCAGGCCUGCUCUGCCACUGCAGCUCCUGGCGCAGACGUGUCCACUUCUCCCCACCUGGCAUUCUCCAUGCUGCGAGACCAGGGAACUGUCCUUCCACACCCUUGUAGAGGGAAGGAGGCCCAGGAAGGACACCAACUGUCAGAGACUGGAGCAGGGGCAGUGACCGUUCUACUCUUCGUCACUCGGGUCCCUGACAUGACUUAUGUGUGUGUGUGUGUUUGUGGGGUGGGGCGGGUGGGAGAGGAGAGGGGUCUUAAUUUGAUGCUUUAACUGAUCUCCAACAGUUGACAGGUCAUUUGUGCCAGUUGUAGAACUGAAAAGACUUUCCUAUCAGGUAUGACCUUUUACGUGAAAAAUCGAAUUGUUCAAAAUGAGAAGAAGAAAAGUUGCAAUCGGUGCCCUUCCCUGGGGACAUUCCUCUGGGACUGGUUGGGGGAGGGUGGGAAUGACCACUAGGCAAGGGGGUGAGCCCAGAGGAGGCAAUGGGGAGUGGAGGCAUUCUGGAAAUGCUGGUUGGGGGGGCUCCCUCAGCACAGGGUGGGGGAAGGGAGCCGCUCCGCUGGCCUUGGAGAGAUGGGGAAGGCUUUCACUGCUUUGCAGAAGUUGCCUGUGUGGGUGGGCCCUGGCCACCGGGGCAGCCAUGGACAUGGCACCUGCCCACUCACCCGCCUGCCCCGCAUAGCACUUGCCAACCUGCCUGAACGCACAUGAUAUAGCACUUGCCGAUCUGCGCGUGUCCAGAAGUGGCCCUGGGAAGAGCGCUGAAGUCGCUCUCCUUCUAGAUGUCCAAGUGCCACGCGAACUAUGCAAUUUAAAGGGUCGACCCACACUAGAUGAAACUGGACUCGUAUGACUCUUUUUAUAUUUUUUUAUACUUGAAAUGAAAUCCUUUGCUUCUUUUUUAAGCGAAUGAUUGCUUUUAAUGUUUGCACUGAUUUAGUUGCAUGGUUAGUCAGAAACUGCCAUUUGAAAAAAGAAGUUAUUUUUAUAGCAGCAAAAAAAAUGAAUACAGUUAAAUGUAUUAUACAUAAUUUUGGAACCAAAGAGGCCAACAGAUCAGUUUUAAUUUUUAUUAGAAUGGUGAGGCCAUCUUCUAUGAGGUGGACGUUCUGAACAAUCCCUUGAGUGGCCUGCCAAUGUUUCAGGGUAUAAAUGGAUUUUGUUUAUUCAGUUCAAUGUGUCUUUUCUAUCCUUACACACCCAGAAGGUAGAGUAAAAAUGACUGGUAGAAUGCAGGUGUGUACCCUUAAAUCCUCAUCUUUAUGUUUAUUUAAUAAAGCUCCCCUUAGGUUCUGUUUCAUAAUAAUUUAAAACCAAACAAUUUCCCCAUAGACUGGCUGUUAAAAUAUUUUACGUUUGUGUACAGUUUAAGAAAAUAAACGAUUGAGUGCCA
Messenger RNA from Sciurus carolinensis (gray squirrel), 3194 nucleotides. RefSeq names its product inhibin beta B chain-like. The record is from RefSeq and is a predicted model, not a curated record. Gene Ontology annotation, cellular component: extracellular region. Gene Ontology annotation, molecular function: cytokine activity; growth factor activity. Gene Ontology annotation, biological process: SMAD protein signal transduction; BMP signaling pathway. NCBI's taxonomy places the organism in Eukaryota, Metazoa, Chordata, Mammalia, Rodentia, Sciuridae.